Cinara cedri is the source of this 11912-nucleotide messenger RNA. The record is from the annotation of a GenBank genome assembly. NCBI's taxonomy places the organism in Eukaryota, Metazoa, Arthropoda, Insecta, Hemiptera, Aphididae.
GUGGUGGAAAACGCCAUUAGUCCGGGGUCUUUAUAAUAUAUGGUCACUUCUGAUAAUAUCUAUUCUGCGAUAGUGUUAAUCAUCACUUUAGGUUCUAUAUAAUAUGUUGGUUAGGAUAAUAGUUGUAUAUACACCACUAUUAUUUUGUACAUUUUUACAGUACACGUGGGAUAUUUGUGUCUUGGUGCAUAUUUUUUUUUGUGUAUUUGGUUAUUUUACUUAUUCAUUAUACCGUGUAAAUUUAUUUACUUUUAUUUAAAAAAUAUGGGUAAUAAGAGACAUGGCUGUACAAAUUCGUAUUUUGCAAAAAAGAGAAGAAAUAAACAAGGAGUAAGUUUUUUUUUUAUUAGUUAGUUUUAAACAACGUUUAGUAAAACAUAGAUUCCUGAGCUCCUUAGUACAAAUAGUUUUAAAUAAUAUGUCAGAUGAUAAUAUUAUACCUGAAUCUUUAAUUUUAAUAACAAUUAGUAAAGAAGUUUUUUUUAAUUUUGUAACUAACAAAUUGGUAUUUAGUAACGAGAGAACAAAAUUUGCAUGUAUUUUUCAGCAUGAAAUGAAAUACCAUUAAUUCUACAUCACUCAAUUAAAUUAUCCAAGUCACUUUGAAUUUUACAGCAGUCACCUAGAUUAUAAACCAGAAGAAAUAAUUUUAGAUUAUUGGCAAAUAGUAAAUAAUUACAGUAAAAAAAGACUUUGUUUAUGUCAUUUAGGUAUUUACCUAAUAAAAAUAAAAGUGGUGAUAAAUGUCCACCUAUGGUACACCAAAAUAUGUAUUUAUGGGUAGAGAUAUAGUAUGUUUAAUUUUGACUAUCUGUGUUCUAUCAUAAAUAAAUUAUGACAACCAUUGAAGAAGUUUCCCAUGUAGUUAUUCAAUUUUUUUGUGAUAAUAUUGUGAUCCACAGAGUUAAAUACCUAAACUUAUUAAAUUAAAUCAAUUUAAUAAUUAACAAAUUAAAACUUAUUUGGUCUUAGGACAGAUAGAAAAAUGAUAUGAGACUCUGAUUUGUAUUCAAUUUUUAUUUUUUAAAAUUUUUUGUAUAGUUUUCAGAAUAAAUUAAGCCAAUUUGUGUGACUUUAAAUACAAGUAUAUCAUGAUUUAAAAAUCAUUUACAUAUAUUUUUCAAUUUUAUUUUAUAAAUUAUUGGUCUAGAAUAAAAAUAAUUAUCGUAUCAGUUAAAUCAUUUUGUUUUAAAUUAUAUAACAUUUAUUAUAUUCUAAAUUAUAUUACUUAUAAUAUAAUUAAAAAUAAAGCCAAGUUUAAAAUAUUGCUCUAUUUAUUUUAACUAUUUUCAACAGAAUUGAGGUAUUAAAAUAUUUAUUAUAUUUCGGUCCAUAAGAGGAGUCUGUGUCUCCACCAAAACUCGUCAGAGUACGCACAGCCUAAAUAUGUCACUAGCUUAUGUAUAACAUAAGCUGUUGCCGGAAAUGUUCAAUUUGGGGAAAUAGUUCCCCAAGAACUUCUACACCAUCAGUUGCAUUUACAAAAUGAGUUCCUUUUUUUGUUAACCAGGGUAUAUAAUAUUAUAUUCUGAUGAAUGAUGAUAAUGAUAUGGAAACUCAAAAGGAAUCUAUUAGCGAUUUUCAGUUAAUUGUACUCAGUGCUAUAUGCUAAUAACAUGCUAGUUCCAUUCAUCAGUAUGUGUUUACACUACCAUGGUUUAAUGUGUUAUAUCUUGAAAAACUGCUCGAGUGUUCAAUACUCAGUGUGGAACUGUUGCCUGAGCUUUUUGAGUCUUCUUUAAAUGUGUUGUCCACCUGUAGUAGAGAAUUCUACUCACUAGUGCGAACUGGUGAUAAACUCACAAUGUGUCAGUGGAAAAUGGUUAAAAAGAAUUUAGAACGGUGUAAAACACUAUAUAUACUAAUAAUUCUUUUAGAUUUGCUGUAUUUUAAGUUAUAUAAUUUUUAUUAAGGUAUAUUAUGUUAAUUUUUUUUUAUGGUGAGCUUUAAACAGGGAUUUAACAUUACAUUUAUUAUACUUUAUAAAUUUACUCAAUUUAAAGUUGUAAUUAUAUCGAAUUGUGUAUAUCAAUAAAAUAAGAGUUACUAAAAAUUAAACAUUUCAUUUUUUUUAAUUUAAUUAAUUUACUUUAAUUUUAGUUAUGUACAGCUGUGGAUUCAAUAGAUAAUCGCAGUUCUUAUGAAACGACAAUAAGGGACAAUGAAAAAUUUUUACAAUAUUAUAAAGUAAUUUUUCACCCAUAUUUUAAAACUAACCUAAAACUGUACAAUGUAUAUUUUUAUUGUAAUACAAAUGUUAUUUAUACAUUUUAGAUGCAAAAUAUUUGUCCAGAAGAUGAAUGGGAUAACUUUGUAACUACACUAAAAUCUGAUUUACCCUCAUCAUUUCGCAUUACAGCUAGCAGUAAUGCAGAAGCUACAGAAUUAUUAAAAUUUGUUGAAGGUGUUUUGUUGACAGAUUUACUUAAAGUAGAACGGAGUGAUGCACAUGAACUUAAAAGCAGCAAACCUUUUUGCUUACCAUGGUUUGUUUAUUUAUAAUUAUCUGAAUACAUAAUUAAAUGUUAUCAAUUUUAUUAUCACCAGGGUUUGAGACUUUUAUGUACUUAAAAUCCAUAAAGAGCAUUAAAAAGAUCAAUAAAUAAUUUAACACUACAAAAAUAAUUAACAUAAAUAUUUUUUUAUAAUCAAAUUUAUUAAAAAAAAAACCUGUAUUAAUCAAUUUUGUAAUUUUAGAUAUUUUUAUUUUAUAAGUUAAAGUUGUUGCUGUUUUUGGUUUUUAAUAUUUUUUGAGUGCUAUUUACUACAUGGCUUUUAAGCUUUUUUAUUUUUUUUUAUUAUGUGGAUUUAAAUGACAUAAAAUCUUGAGCCCUGAUUAUUAUCAGUAUACUUUAAUUAAAUUAAAAAUUAAAAUUUCAAUUGAAUUUUGGAAUUUUUAUAGGUAUCCACAACGAUUUGGAUGGCAAUUGAAAAUUACCCGUAAAGAUAUCCGUAGUUCAGAACCUUAUUUUCGCUUGCAUAAUUUUUUAAUUUCUGAAACUGAAAAUGGCAACAUUUCUAGACAAGAAACUGUCAGCAUGAUUCCACCUUUACUAUUAGAUAUAAAAUCAAGUGAUAAGGUUUAUUUAUUGUAUUUAUGAUUUUUGAAACUUUUUUUUUUUAUUAAUAUGAUUAAAAUUUUGUAGAUUUUAGAUAUGUGUGCAGCUCCUGGUUCAAAGACUGCUCAAUUAAUUGAAGGACUUUUUUCUGGUUCAAAUUCUUCAGUUCCAGGUAUUUGGUAAUCAUAAUAAUAAUAAUACAAAUUUAAUUGCCACUAUUGUAUGAUUCAGAUGGUUUUGUUGUUGCUAAUGAUGUAAACAAUUCAAGAUGUUAUAUGUUAGUUCACCAAGCUAAACGACUAAACAGUGCAAAUGUAGUUAUUACAAAUCACGAUGCUACAGUUUUACCUUCUAUGAAGAGCAAUGAAAAUGGUUUUCUUUUUUUCUUUUGUGGUUUUAAUAAUAUUUUAUAUUAUACUAUGUAUAUAUUUUGUACAGGAGAUUCUGUGUUAAAAUUUGAUAAAAUUUUAUGUGAUGCACCCUGUUCGGGUGAUGGUACAUUACGAAAGAAUCCAGAUAUUUGGACUAAAUGGAGUCCUGGAAAUGCAAAUAAUUUGCACGGGUUAGUUAAUUAAACAAAUGUGUAUUUGAUAUACAAUUAAUAUAUAUAUUUUUAAAACAUUUAGAAUACAGUAUCGUAUAUUAAAGCGUGGCUUAGAACUUUUAAACCAAGGCGGACAAUUGGUUUAUUCAACUUGUUCUUUAAACCCAGUUGAAAAUGAAGCUGUUAUUCAUCGUAUAAUGAGUGAAUCUGAAGGUAUUUUUAUAUAUUUUUUAAUACUACCAUUGGAUACAAUGGUAACUGGAUACAGUUAUAUUGAUUUGUUAGUUUAUUAAAAUAUAAAUAUUCCAAAGUUGUCUAGGUGUACCGAUUUUAACAAAUAUUAAUUUAAAUGUAAUAUUUCUGACAGUGUAGUCCUCAAACAAUCAGUAUAGAUUAAUGUUAAUACUGUUUGUUUGGCAUUUGCACACAGACAUCACAUUUGUCUUCAAUCACAGUCAUUAUUCACUUAACACUAUCAAUAUGAUCAUCAGUAAGAAAUACUGACAACUGACUCAAUCACCUAUUUUAUAUCAGUCUUUAGUAUCAUUUUUUUAUACUUACUACAUCAGUACUCUCUGUUAAUAAUAUUAAUCAUGUGAAGGCUGCUUACAUUACUCUUGUGGUCUAAACACAUAGGCAUCCAAAGAGCAAUUAUCACCUUUUUUUAUUUUUCAUUUUUAUAAAUGAAGUUUUGCUGAAUCCUCCCCUUGGGUUUGCAUAUGGCAUGAAGAUAUAUGUGUCUAUUAAAUAUCCUCUUGAUGUUGCCUUCUUCAAAAUAAUUUUGCCGCAUAAGUCUCUUAGAGUGAAUCUCCAAGUCUAGCUCUUAAUGUAUGUAUUUGUAAACAAUUUUCUUUUUCUAAAUCUCAGUUUUAUUACCAAUUUAUAUAAUUAAUAAUAAUGCCUACCCAUAGGUAUAAAUUUUGUUUGUGAUAUUGGUUUCCAACUUAACACCCAUACUGUUCAAAGUAACAUAUUAAAGCAAUGUGCUAUAAGACACUUAAAAGUUCUGGGUGUUUGUUCAGCAAAUUUAAUCUGAAUUCAAAUUUUUUUCCUAUCUUACGGCUCUUUUGUUUGUUAGUUCAUAUGUUCCUCAAAUACAGUUGUGUCAUCUGGAAUUCAUUUACUAAAGAUGAUUCUAAAAUAAUUGAAAGUUUUCAUUGUACAUUUUAGAUUCUGAGUGGAGCAAAGAAGAUUAUAGUUUUAUAAAAAUGUUUUUUUAAUUUAAUUUUUUUUUUUAAUAAUUUUUCUAUCAAAAUACUUGCUCAAAGAGCACCUUCUCUAAAAGAAAAUUAGCAUGAAGAGAUACUUUAAAGUGGUAAUAUUUCUAUAUUCUCAGGAGUUUUCUGAUUAAGUUUGAAAAACCAAAAUAAUUGGAAAAUAUAAGAAAUGUAUGUUUAGUUAAAAUGUAUUACAGCAUUCUUUUUUUCUUGUGAAUAACUUUUAUGUUAGCAAUUGUGCUCCAAUUCAUAAUAAUAGCAAUUUUUCUAAAAGGAAAUUUGACUGGGAAGGUACUUAAGGGAGAUAAUUUUUCAGUUUUCCUAAGAGUUUUCUCAGCAAAUGUGAAAAACUGUGAUAAAAUAUGGGAAAAUUGAGAAUAUUGGUACAACAUAUCACAAACAUUAUUAAAAAAAUAUAUAAUACUUAUUUAAUUUUUUACUACAAAAUUACAUAUUGUAGACAAAGCAUCAUCAACUGAACUCUGCUCAGAAUCUUGAAGAAAGUAUAUAAUGCCUAUUUAACUAUUUUACUAUAAUAUAACAUAAUAUAUAUUGUUGGUAAAGCAUCACUAUCAACUGAACUGCGCUCAGAAUCGUUUUUCAUAAGCAAUGGUUUAUUGUUGUUUACUGGUAUACAUUACCUAUAACAAUAGCUACACCCGUCCUCAUUUUCCUAGAAAGCCUUUUUUAGAUUUACCUCAUUCUUUUAAAAGGACUUGGACUUAAAAGGGACUUGUUCUAUAAGCUCUAAAUUAACCAUACUUUUGGGAUCAUAGCCAAGCUGCUUGUCUAAUACUUUUAUUCAAGCUUUUUGCAUAUGAAGUUGAUUUUCCUACACUGCAAUUUAGAGUACUUUCUUAUCCUACAAGAUCUCAUUUGCUUUCUUCAUUCCUAUCUCAUCCUCUAUCAAAACAAAGCCUCAAUUAUUUAACUAAUUUGUAUCAUCAUUGUUUGCUUAGUUUACUUAUUUGUUAUCACAUUUAUUAUGUUCUUGUUCUUUUUGGGUUUUGGCCUAUGUAAUACAUUAAUCAAUAAUAUAAAUAGUACAUGUGCAAAAUGGUUCAAUUUGUGAUUUAGACAAGAGUUUUUACAUUUAAAUUAAUGAAGGUGGGCUUAGUUUUAUAUCAGUGGUAAUAUUGAAACUUUUGUUCUUAAAUUUGAUAAUAAUUUUGAUGAUAAUUUUUUUUAUAUAGGUUCUAUUGCAAUUAUGAAUGUUCAAGAUAAGAUUGCAGGAUUAAAAACCACAAAUGGACUUUCACAGUGGGUAGUUGUUUCAAAAGAUUUAGAUGUGUAUACUAGCUUUGAUGAAGUACCAGAAAAGUGGGUUACUCAAAUAAGACCACAAAUGUUCCCUCCAAAGGAAGAUUUAUAUAAUCUAAAUAGAUGGUAAAUCUGAUAGUAAAUUUAAAAAUGUAUUUCCUUAAUUUUAAACAUUUUCUUCUUUCAAUUUUUAGUAUAAGAGUUUUACCUCAUCAUCAAGAUACUGGUGGGUUUUUUGUUACUGUUUUGGUAAAAAUACAGUUAUUACCUUGGGAAGCAAGUGAAAAAAAAAAUGAAAAUCUAUCAGAAAUGAUCCCUGAAAAACCAAUCGCUGUUAAAAAAAAAAAAAGGUAUCAAGGUUAUAAAGAAGAUCCAUUUGUAUUUUUGAGUGAUGAUGAUAAAGUUUGGCCAGAAAUCAGGUAAAUAUACAAUAAAUAAAUAUCUUAUACUUGAAUUUACUUCAGCAAAAAUUGUAUUUCAUUUUUUUAUUUUUUUUAAUGAAUUAUUUCUUAAAAUAAGGUUGCAAUAUAUACCGGUAAAUUAUGUCUGUUAAUUUGUAGUUUUUUUGUUAUGUCAAAUUAUAAACUGUUAAGAUAUUAAAUUGUAAUUUAGAAUCACAUGUAGAAUAUAGUUAAAAAGGAAUAUUGAAGUACAGGAUGUAGAUAUGACAUAUUACAAUUAAGGGUGUAGCAAUUCAUAAUAUUAUGAGUAAAUAGGAAAUAUUUUAGUGGUGCUAUGAAAAAAUUGUCACUGUAUAUUAGUACAAGGGUUCCCAGUUAGUAUGAAGCCAUGGACCUCUAUAAAAUUUAAAUUAGUGGGAACCCCUUAUUUGUGAAUUUUUGCUUUUCAAUUUUCUUUAAUAUUUAUGAAAAUGAAAAAAAAAACAAUUUUGUACAAUUUAUUUUAAUUUUACAAAAGUACCUUUUUCUAAUAAUAUAAACACAGAUUUUCUCAAAAAAUACAAAUAACGAGAUUUACCUAUUUGAUUUAACACCUAACUUUUUAUUUUAAAUUACAUUUUACAACUUAAUUAUGAGUUACUUAAAAUAGUUAUUAUAUUGAUUUUCGAAUCUUAUGAGAGUAAAACAUUUCUUUUUUGUUCAUAAUCUCGUCUAAACUUGGCUGCAUACUUGAUAUUUUCACUCUUAAAUCAGCAUCAAAAUUAAGUGUAUUACGAUAUUUGUUUUUCAUGAAGCAAUAGGUAAAAAAAUUAUUCACAUUUAUAUAUUGUGUAAAAGGGAAUUAAAUAUCUUUAAGCAUUUUUGGCCAAUUGUUUUUGAUAAAUUUGAACAGUUAACCAAAAAUCAAUUAGUUUAUGAUUGAAAAUAUUUUUCAUCUGUCCCUUAGUUACCAGAUCAAUUAAUUCAUCUUGAACAGAGAAUGAUUUUCAAUGUUUUCAAUAUCACAAAAGAAUGGAUUUCUUAUCUAUGUAUUGUUUGGGUCAGGUUGAUGAAAAUAUUUUCUUAAGGUUUCGGUCAUGCACAACAAGUGUUUAGAUAUUUCAUAUUUGACUUCUUGUGGUAGACAUUCACUUGAAGAUACUAAAAAAACUUGUAAUGUCGGAAAGUUACAGAAAGAGUUCUUUUCACACGUUUUGCCCAAAUUUCAAACUUUUUUUUUAUAGUUGCUUUUAUUUUAUCCUCAAAAUGGAAAACAUCAAUAUAAAUUCCUUGUAAACUCAAAUUCAGUACAUUCAAAUGUUUGAACACAUCAACCAAGUAAGCUGUUCGACAAUGCCAAGAAAAAUCAGUUCGCAAGUCCACAAACCAGGUCUCAAGAAGAAAUACCUGAACGUCAUUUCUUAACUCAAAAAAACACUGACGAAUUUCAUCUCAUGAAAGCCAUUAUAUUUUAGUGUGCAAAGGAAGCUAUACUUCUAGCUAUACUAAGCUAUACUUCACUAUACGUGGUCACUUCCCAUGUCUUUGCAAAGGACUUCAAAAAGUCUGGAAUUGUAAGGGUUGUGGUUUAAUAAAGUUAAUAAUUUUCACUACUUCCUCUAAAGUUUUCCUGUGCUCCAGUAAGCGUUUAGCAACCAAAACUUCUCUAUGAACACAAAAGUGAGUGCACUUUAUGUGAUAUGCAACUUCUUUCACAGAACCCAACAGUCUAGUGGUUAUUCCAACACAUUUUUCCUACCUAAUGCCAUGCUUUGUAAAAAACUUAUCAAUAGCUUCAAUUUUAUCUUUUUCCUAAGUAUACAGGAGCUCUCAAGAAAACAAAAAUCUUCAAAUAACUGUUUUUGCCAUCUAAAAUGGACAAAAAUCAACAUAGAUGACCUACUUGCUAUAUCUGUACUUUUAUCUAGUUGCAGUGCAAACAUGUCAUUCAUAGAUAGCCUUAUAAAUGUUUCUUCAAUAUUUGCAGACAUAUUAGUAAUUCAUCUUUGAAUAGUAUUGUUUGCCAGGGAGACAGAACUAACUAACUUGGAUGUAGAUUCACCUAACAUUCUUUUGAGCAGGAUAAUUGCAGCUGGAAGAAUUAGUUCUUGGGCUAUGGUGUGAGCCUUACCAGAUUUUGUAACAAGUUAAACCACUUAAUGUGAAGCUAGCCUGACAUUUUUAUUACCAUUUAGACUUGUUGAAGAUUUCAUCACUUUUAUGAUUUUUUAAAUUCUCCUAACAUGGCUAUAAAACAAUCCAAAGACUUGCUAGUAAAUUCAUUAUGUUAUUUCUCAUAAUGACAUAGUUUGGAAGGUUUCAUACUUUCAUUGGACAAGAUCUCCAAGCAAAUAAUACACUGUGGUUUUGAUUUAUCUUCAGUCCCAGCCAAUGUGAUUCCUAAUUGUAAAUAUUCAGUGUUAUACUUUCUCACUUUAGUACCAUAGUACUCUUCGAGUUCAGAAUAUUGAAAAUUUGAGUCUGAGUUACUAGGUUGAUCAAUACACUAAAAGAAAUAUAUUAUAGAAAUUAUCAGUAAAAAUAUAGAUAAAUUAUAAAUUGUAAACAUAUUUAUAUAUUAUAAAUUAUUUGCCUUAUACAUAUGCAGGCAUCUAACGAUGGGCUAAUAAGUAGAAAAGUUUGUUUGAUAAAUAAAUACAUGAGUUAUUUACUCCACAUUCAUUCAUAUCAUUAACAGUAUUAUCAUCUUCAAUGUCACUUAUAUGCCUCUUAAGUGAACCAGAUUUUAACCACUGAUGCAUUAUGGGUAAUGUUGACUAAUGACUAAUGUUAAAAAUUUCCAUCUGCAAUAUAUUUUAUUCAUUAUGUAAUAUAUAAUAAUAGUAUAAUAGUGCAAGUAAUAAAUAUAAAAUUUAUAAUUAAUUGAUUGUCUACUUUUCGUGAUUAUCAAGUUUCAAUAGUGAUAGUCUACAAAUACCUGGAAUUUCAAAGGACUAAGAAUUUAAUAAUUUCACUAAAUUAAAAUUUAAAAAAUCAAUACUGUACUACACAACCGUGCAUCCAUGGGGGUUCAUAGACCACCAAUUGAGAGCCACUGCAUUAGUGCAUUAUAUUUAUAUUUAUAUUAUUCACUUUAUUAAAAUUGUUAAAAUACUAUACAACUAAAAAAAAACCAGAUUCUUAUUUAUUGUGUAAAUAAAGUGCUCUAAAAAUUAAUGAUGUUGGUAGUCUAAACAUUGUUGUUGGAUGAUAAAUCUAAUCUACACAUUUGGUAUUUACUUUUUGGUAUUAAAAGAACUAUAGAGAAAAAUUGAUUUAAGGUAUCUGUUAUCAAAGUGCAUUUAAAAAAGUAUACAUAAAAAAAAAAAAAAAUGCCACACAUUAAACAUGACUUAUAUUUAACACAGAAUUUUUAGACCACCAAAAUUAUUCUUUUUACAACAAACACUUCUAAAUUCGUUUUUGUAAUUAAUAUUAAUUUUAUAUUUUCAGGGAUUUUUACGAAUUGAAUAAUUUUCCUGUUCAUUGUUUAUUAACAAGGUGUUCAGUGGGUAAAAAAAAAAAUAUUUAUUUCACUUCACCAUCUAUAAGAGAUAUUGUAAGGAAUAAUCAAGAGAAAAUAAAAGUAAGCAAGUUUAUGUGAUAAUUAUUUCUAAAAAAAUAUUUGUUAUUCUUAGUAAUUAUUAAUUACUUAAUAAUAUCACUAAUGUAAAUAAUUUAUAAAUUAUUCAUAUUAUAGAUCAUAAAUACGGGUGUUAAAACUUUUGUUCGCUGUGAUAAUAAAUCUAUGGGUUGUAAUUUCCGACUUGCUCAAGAGGUAACUUAAUCUUAACAUUUUUAAAAUAAUAAUUAUCAUCUAAAUUAAUAAAAUACUUGAAUUAAUAUAACUAUACAUAAGUGUAUACACUUUUAUUAUAAGGAAUCAACAGCAUGAUGUUUUAUUAAAUUUAGUUAGGUUACAAGAAUGCUUUUAAUUUAUCAAUGUUAUUUAUUUAUAUUUGAAGGGUUUGGCGAGUAUAUCAUGUUAUAUAGGAUCAAAAAGAAGAUUACAGCUAACUCGUCAUGAAAUUAUUGCUGUAUUAAAAAAUCCAACUAUUCCAGUUGCUGAUUUAGAUGAAAAUACAAGAGAUAAACUAGAUGAUUUUGGUAAUUAAAUUUUCAGUUUACAAAAAUAAAUUUUGUAUUAAACUAAAUAUACUAAACAGGUGUUGGUAGUUGUAUUCUAAAUAUGCCAGAUGAACAAUUACCACUUGAGUUAGUUGGAUGGAAGGGAUUUUCAACCCUCAAAGCUUAUGUGAAUGGUGAAUGUAGAUUGCAUUAUUUGAGAUUGCUUAGAGUUGAUGUUUCUCAAUUUGGUAAAAUUUGUAUUUAUUUAUUUUUAAUAUAUAAAUUACAUUAGAUUUAACUGUUGUAAUAUAAAAUUUAAAAAAUAAUAAUUAAAUGGUUUUGUACAUGAAUGGUAAACAAAAGUACUAUUUAUUACAUUGGCUAUGUAUUGUUUUUUUAGAUGUGAACAAAUUUAAAAAAGAAAUUAAUGACGAUGAACAGACCAACACAAAUGUGACUUGGACUGGUAAUAUUGAAAUAUAAAUAUAUUUCAUUGUAAAUAAACUUUAUGUUAAAAGUAUUAGUAAUUACAUAUGCCAUUUAUUGUUUUAGAUGUUGAAGAAUUGAAAAAAGAAAAUGAACUUUGCUGAUUAAUAAUAAUGGGACUUGUAUUGGUAAAUGUUAAAUUACUUACUUUAUAUAGUUUUAAACUUUUGAUUUGUUAUAUUUUAUUUAUCAAUUAUUAUAAAUGACUGAAAACAUGUUAAAUUCAAACUGAUAGAAAAUUUACAAUUUUAAUUUUUUAUUUAAUAGUUUUUUUGCACAAAAUGUACCAUUAUUUCAAAUAUUUAAAAAUAUAAAUGAUUUGUCCCGCUUUCCCAUGUCAUUUAAUAUUGUGAAGCAUUAUAAUUUUGCCCAUUUUUUGGAUUUUAGAUUUGUUAACAUAGAAGUUACAUUAUGUUUUAUUUUUAUUCCAGAGCCAAUUCCUGAAAAUCAUGAAAGAUUACAAUAAAAAAAAAAGUCUAAAUUAAUGACUUGUGGUAAUUAUAAUAUUAUUAGUUAUAACUACAAAUUUCAAUUUUUAUAAUAUAUUUUUAUAACAAUAAAUCGUUAUUAAAAAUAUAAUGGAAACUAGUUAAUUUAUUCCCCCCUUUUUUUUAAUUGAUUAAUUCAAUUUUCUAGGUAUAAUAUUAACAAAAUUUUGAACACGUCUUUUGUUAAAAUAAUGGUAUUGAUUAUGAUCAAAUUUCCAGAAAAUAAUUAAGAAAGUAUGUCUGUUCUUCAUUCUCUUUCUUUUCAUUCGCCUUUUCUCUCAGCUUCUUAGAACUUUAAUAUUAGUAUUGAAUUUGCAUUCAAUUUCAUUUAAAUCAGAGGUUUCCAAACUUUACACUGUACAUAAUACAACCCAAUUUGGAAAUUUUCGUGGUCACUUACUUAAAUCACC